GUGCGCAAGCGCACACCUGCACACGUGUGUAGUUCAUUCUGAUCCAAAACUGUUGUUGUUGUCGCCGCCGCCGUAACAAGCUGCUCGAAAUGAACUCGCAGGCCGACGGGGACCAGGACCAGGACUGUUUGUUCCUCGACAGCGUCCUGGAUCAGCUUUAUGACUUUGGAUCAGCACCUAAAAAGAAGCCAUUCCCAGGUUCCCAGAAGAAGAAAAAACGAAAAAGGUGUGAAGAAGAGGAGGAAGACGAGCUCCAUACGGAGAAGGAUGUUUGCAGUGACAGUGAAGACGUCAGAGAAGAAGAUACAGACACUGAACAACAACAACCAAGGACUGAGCAAACAGGUCCAACCGUUCAGCAGGGGAACCAGGUGGAGGUGGUCGUAUUUAAAGACCCUACAAAGAAACUGAAGACCAAGCAGCCUCCAGCCCUCGGCAACAUAUCUGCCCCUCAGAUAUCAGAGAAGAAGCAAAGUGGCCCCCAAGAGGAGCUCAGUCUGGAGAAGGCGCGUCUGGAGGUCCACCGGUUUGGAAUCACAGGCUACGAGAAGGCGCAGCAGCGGGUUUUUGAACAAGACAGAGCCGUGAUGCUGGGAGCCAGGCCUCCUAAGAAGGGCUACGUCAAUUACAAGGUGCUUCAGCAACAAAUCAAAGAGAAGAAGCAGAAGGAAAAGGAGGAGGUUGAGCCGGAUAAGAGGAAAAAGAAGAAGAAGAAGCAGAGUGCACAAAGAGACAAGAAGUCGAGCUCGGACUCUGGCGUGGCGCCGUCGGGUCAGGUGGGCCGCUUCAAGAAUGGCAUGCUGGUCCUCAACCCCAAGGAGAUCCAGAAAAUCAAAGGCAAGAGGAAGUGACGACAAGAGGUUAGAGAUUAAAUCUGAUGGAUAGGAUGGAAAAUAUGAGCAGACGGAAGGAAAAAGUUGAGUUCAGUGACUCAGCCUGCUGCAGCACCGCUCACGACCAAACACGUCAGAACGAGGAACAAGUAGGAACUCAGUUUGCAGUGAAGGAUGGGACGCUGGCUCUGGUGACUGCUGGGACAUUCUUGAUGCUCAAUGAACCCUGAGUGUCUGCUGGGGCAGGACACGAAUGAACAGACUCGGAGACUGACACUUCAUUUUCUAUCACAGUUAUUUUAUUUAAUUUGUUAUAAAUGAGUCAAAAAACGAGACAGUCUCUUGUCUUUUACAUUGCUAAGAUGUUAAAAUUAUGCGGUUGCAAUGCAUCUGUAAUUUACAAACAAUAUAGUCAUACAAAACAUUUACAUUGGAAAGAAAGGACGGGAUCAUAACAGGCCAAGAUGGAGGUAAUAAAAUAAAAAAUGACAGGUUUUAACAAAGAGAUAAUAUAUGCUUACCGUGAUAAAGCAGAAGCCAACACAGUUUUUCAGCAGUAGAAACUCUUAAUUUCCACAACUUUACAACCCCGAGAGGCUGCACUUGAGAUGUGAACACGGUGAAGUUUGGAUUUUUUUGUUAAAGGGUAAACAGGAAGAGGAUUUAGAGAGACGAUGAAACGGGGUUGAUCUGGCAGUGUGCGGCUGGCCAAGCUCACGAUUACGCCGUUGGCUCAAAGCAGCUUCUUCUGUUUUUAUAUUCAACAAGAGAAUCAGGAGGCAAUAUAAAGCUUCUCCGUAGCACAUCGUAAAAGUUUCAAGCUGUAAGCACGAUGUUUUGUUUUCAGGAUACUUUGCAGAUGACAAUGCUUUUUUUUUUUGCUUUUUUUUUUAACCGGCAACCCUUGGCUGUCAACCACUGACUCACGCCGUUCCACUUGUAUAUUAAUCACACCGAAGGCGAUACAAACAAAAAUAAAUAUGUCAUUAGAAAUAUCUACAUCAUUUAUAGAAUAAGUAAAUAUUUUCUUUUCUUCCGUUAAGUUAAAUGUCUAAUAACUGCAAUGGCAUGCUUUCUCCCAGCACCAUAUAUUGAGGGUAAAUCCGUAAAAUGUCACAUUCAAUAAUGGAUAAAUCUCAGGUAAAGCAACAUGCCAUACAAGCUGACUUACAAGCCCAGGAAAUCAAUUUAAACGUGUAAUAAAGUACCUUUUUAUUUGUUUUAAGACGAAGAAAUAUGCAUCCAAUUUGAACCGCUUGUAAACUCUGCAACACUGAACCUGAGCGCCUGAGUAAGAGCAUGUCACGGUUUUCUUUGGGCAUUUUGGACAUCAACACAGCCUGCAGACAUGUUAUCCCAAAUGAUUGGGUCUUCCGGGGGAAAGAGAGAACAGUUCCCAUGGUUACAUGAGAGAUGUUUCACAUUGAUUGCACGGUUGAAAACUGUUCCCGGUUAUAUAAAGGUCAACCUCAGGGCGAGCUCCUGUGUGGGAGGAGGGUCAGAACUGAGCAGCCCCAUGAUGCCAAUGUAGCCCUUUGCUGGAAACUGGCAGUCGAGAAAUUCCCCUUUGGUAAAUGCAUGUUUGUGUUCUGGGUCUGGAAAAAUGGGUAUAAGUCUGGUUUUCUGCACUUAUGCUGCAGUGUUGUCACACCAGAAAGACAUUAAAUGUGACAGGGGAAAGACAUUAAGGGAAACACUUGAUUUAUUUUAUUAAUAAUAUACAGAACAAUGUAAAUGUACAUAAAUCCAUUUUGAAAUUGGAAUUCAUUGUUUAGAUUCGAUAAACCUGCGAUCUAUAUUUUGGCCAUUUGGGGGCGCCAGAAACAAUUCUCUGUCAAGCUUUGUGUUGAUUCAGAAGAUUUGUCAGUUUUAUGCCAUAUUUGCCAGAAUUGACAGUCUUGUCAUUUUUUUCAUGUAACGCGUGCAGUUAUAAUAUUUUAAUUAAGUGAUUAAAUAUUUAAGUUUUGGACUAGAGCCUAAAAACGUGUCACAUUAAUUGCCAAAUGUGUCUAAAUGAUCUCCAGCUAGAGUUACCUGCUACCACCUUUUAAUGUUUUGUGAGCAGAAAGGAGUUUGCUUUUUUGCUUGUUUUGAAAAAUUGAUCACUUCAUGUUUUAGAAUCUAUGUGGUUUCAUAUUAAUGAACAAAAAUAUGAGCAAGAGUCAUGAAACAACUGCAGUGUAAUCAAGAGGGCUUUUGCUUGCAGAGGGAAAGUGCUUGUUUUUGUCAAAAUCCGGCUUUGAGUGUCGUUAUAUAUUUGCUUUGUUACACAUGUCAGCAACAAGGAAAAGUCAAUGUGCUUUAUAUAUUGAAAACAUGAAAAGUAAAGAGGGAAAGAAAAAAAGAUUGGGUUACAGUGCAGUGGCAUUAUAAAGUUAGACUUAAGCGAGAAAGUGUCAACAUUUCUGAUAGAUUCCUGCAGUUGUGUCGAUCUGCAGGCAUGCAUGAAAAUGAAGCUUUAUAUAUGCUUUCAUGUUAGACUUUUGUAAAACUGUCUCCUUUUUAGCAAUUUGAUCUUGUGCAGGUGUGCGUCUGCAACCAAAAACAAAACUUGAUGUGAAUCCAGAUAAAAUGAGUCUUUUUUUAAAGUAAAAGUGGUGGCCAAUUACACUUCUGUCAAACAAUAACGUAGCUGCAGCACAAUGGUAUACUCUGUCUGAAAAAUGUGCAUGAAUAAAUCAAGUCAUGUAACCUUGUUAAAAUGUUGCACGUGGAUAGGACCCUUGUAUUUUGCAGGAACUAGUUUGACAUGAAAGACUACCUACAAAAAGGCAAUUAAAAGAAAGAAAUCGACUCUAAAGCACAUUUUCCUGAAGGGAAGAACUGUUCCAAGGACAGCCACCAUCAGCAGACUGUCAGCAACCGUGUACACCAAACCCGUUUUGUUGACCGAGCUUCAGCAGACACCCAAGUACCGAAUGGCAAAAACAAGCACUUUUACUUAGAUUCAGACAACUGCUGAGAUCACUUUUCCUGCUGUUGGAGAUUAAAGAGGACCUCUGUUGCAUAAUCUGGAAAUGCAAAUUAAACCAGUGAGUUGGCGCACACCUCUCAGGGAGAGUGACACACUUGUAGUUCAGUUGGCCGUCAUUCAACGUAAACGUCAGGGAUAAAGAAUUCUGGGAAACAAGUUCACUUC
Molecule: messenger RNA, 3972 nt
Organism: Cololabis saira (Pacific saury)
Lineage: Eukaryota; Metazoa; Chordata; Actinopteri; Beloniformes; Belonidae
Gene: fsaf1
Product: chromosome 18 C1orf131 homolog
Exons: 9
Coding region: 90-851 (253 amino acids)
Source: RefSeq, a predicted model, not a curated record